Dama dama (fallow deer) is the source of this 2500-nucleotide messenger RNA. RefSeq names its product zinc finger protein 664-like. The coding region runs from base 385 to 1593 and encodes 402 amino acids. The record is from RefSeq and is a predicted model, not a curated record. The transcript is spliced from 4 exons. Gene Ontology annotation, biological process: central nervous system development; regulation of transcription by RNA polymerase II. Gene Ontology annotation, molecular function: DNA-binding transcription factor activity, RNA polymerase II-specific; RNA polymerase II cis-regulatory region sequence-specific DNA binding. Gene Ontology annotation, cellular component: nucleus. Lineage: Eukaryota; Metazoa; Chordata; Mammalia; Artiodactyla; Cervidae.
CUUAUAUUCGGCACAUGUUAAGCACAUCAGUAAUUGGUUAUUACUAUCUAUCAGCCUUCUCCGUUUCUUUUUGAGAGAUUGAAGCAGUGGUUUGACGUUAAGUGGAGAUUAGUGAAGUUACAGAGGGACAGAAAAAACCCCUCGUCAAUCUCCGGACAAAAACCAGCCACUGUACCAGAAAUGCACUACGCAUGCGCACUCGGGUGGGGGAUGGGCCGCGGCCUCCAUUCCUAUUGUGCAUGCAGACUCCUGUGAAUCCGCAAUAUACCUGAACCGAGAGUCCCCUUUGCCUCCUCACCACUAGGAGUUGACCUGUAGCAGCCCUGCCUCACCCUCACUUCAGCAUCCAGAGCCCAAGAGCUGAUCAAGGACAGACUCCACCUCAUGAAGCCGGGAGAUGGAGAAGUGGAUCCCGGAGAACCCCCAGACCGUCUGGGGUUCGAUCUGUCUCACCUGAGGACACACCCUGAGGAUGCUGAGGACCCAGAAGAGGCUCCCGGAGGAGCCGAGGCGGAGGCGGGGACCCUGGUGCAGCUCAUCGACGAGCACGGGGCGUACUCGACCGCACGCGUGGUGCCCGACGGUUCGGCGGAGGAGCGCUCCGAGAAGCGGGGGCCAGGCUUGCUCCGCGCCAGCUCUGAGGGUCGGGAGGGGCUGGCGCGGCCGUGGCGGUUCAGCUGCGCCGCCUGCGGGAAGGCCUUCAAGCGCGCGUGGGAGCUGCUGAGCCACGAGGUGGUGCACACGGCCGCGCGGCCCUUCCGCUGUGGCCUGUGCACUGCCGCCUUCAAACGCCACUCGGACUGCAAGAGUCACCGGCUGGUGCAUAGCGACGAGCGGCCGCACUGCUGCGACGCCUGCGGCAAGCGCUUCAAGCGAGCCAGCAACCUACAGGAGCACCGCCGCAUCCACACGGGCGAGCGUCCCUUCUCCUGCCAGUCCUGCCCGAAGCGCUUCAAGACCCCCUACGAGCUGCACCGCCACGAGCCGCUGCACGCCCCCUCGCGGCCCUUCCCCUGCCCGGACUGCGGCAAGGCCUUCGCGGCCGGGCCGGCCCUGCUUCUCCACCGGCGGCAGCACUGCGUGGACAAGCCGCACGCGUGCGGGGUGUGCGGCAAGCGCUUCACCCACAGUCACAGCCUGCGGGUGCACGAGCGCGUGCACACAGGCGAUCGGCCCUUCGUGUGCCCGCUGUGCGCCAAGGCCUUCAAGCAGUCCAACGCGCUGGCCUCUCACCGUCGCGUGCAUUCGAGGGAGCGGCCCUACCGGUGCGCCACGUGCGGCAAGGCUUUCAAGCAAUCGUCCUACCUGGCCAUCCACCAGCGCACGCACACAGGCGAGCGGCCCUAUCCCUGCGAUGCCUGCGGCAAAGCCUUCUCCAGGCCCUGGCUGCUCCUGCAGCAUCGCCGGGUGCAUAGCCCCGUGCGCCCCCACGCCUGUCGCUUCUGCCCCAAGCACUUCAAGGACCUGAACUACCAUGCGGUCCACGAGAGGCUGCACACGGGAGACAUGCCCUACAAGUGUAGUCUCUGUGGCAAGGGCUUCGCGCAUCCCAGCAACUUGCUGCAGCAUCAGAGCAUGCAUCCGGAUGGGUGAGGGUGGGGUGUGGGGCCUCGAGGAGUCCAAUGAGAGCUCCGUGUCCCCAGAGCUGGAAUGGGAGGGAACCGGGUCCAGUGGACGCCCGGUUUCAGACAGCGCCGUCCAAUAGCAUCUCUGCAGAAACACUCUGCAUUAGGCCGUCCAGUGUCUUAGCGACCAGUCACCUGUGGUUCCUUUGAGCGUUUGAAACAUGGUUAGUGCCCCUGUGGACGUGAUUUUUUUUUUUUUUUUUUUGGAGGGGUGUAACUUUUUAGUUUGCAGUCCUUUAAGACUCACAAGAAGUUGCAAACAUUAGCACAGAGCUUUCCCAUGUACCCUUCACCCAGCUCCCCGCCAUGGAUACCAUCUUAGAUAGUCUCCCUGGCACCGUGUGCCCACGUGCGUGCUCAGUCCUGUCCGAUUCUUUGCGACCCCAUGGACUGUAGCCCACCAGGCAGGCUCCUCUGUCCAUAGGGUGUCCCAGGCAAGAAUACUGGAGUGGGUUUCCAUUUCCUUCUCCAGGGGAUCUUCCCGACCCAGAGAUUGAACCCGCGUCUCCUGCACUGGCAGGCGUGUUUUUUGUUUUUUUACCACUGAGCCACCUGGGAAGCCCCAGCAUACUGUCAAUAACCAGGAAAUCAAUUCCCAUAAGAUUCUGUUAACUCAGGUACAGAUCUUAUUCAGAGUUUGUCAAAACAUAAGUGACUAUUUAAGCUCACUGAAUUUGAAUCAAUUUCCCUUUAAACAGCCACUGUUAUCUAGUUGCUGCCAUCCUGCACAGUGCAAGUCUAAGGCUUGAAGGCAAGAGGGGUGCCCGGCAGUGUCUGUGACAUUUGAAGAAUUGCUGCACACGCCCAUGUGAGCCACUUAAUAUUCUUGAGAAGGACUUUGCAGAGGACCUUUAACAAAGCCUUCCCCUCCGCCC